AUGCGGACCUGUGCGCGGUGGAGGAGCCGCGGCGGGAGCCUCCUCCUCCGGCUCCGCUGGAGGAUGCCGCUCCUGCUCCUGGCGCCGCCGGUUCUCCUGGCGCUCCAGCUCCUCCUCGUCGUCGGGCCGCGGUUCCCUUCAGCCGCCGGGGCCGGGCCGGAGGAGCAGGAGGACGCGGUCGCCUUCUCGGUCAUUAGCAUCGAGCCAGAGAGGAGUAACCCGUCCCUCCGCCGGGGAAUCCCGUCCUCCUCCUCCUCCCGCAGACUGGGUCCGGAGGAAGAGGAAGAGGAGGUGGAAGAUGGAGAGAGAGGGGAGGGAGCCCGAGCCUAUGAGGAUGAGAACGAGAUACAUCAGGUUGGAUCCAGAGCCCUGGAGGUGCAGCCGUGGGCGGACAACAAGCCGUCCUUCACGGCAGAGCUCAGUCGUCUCAUCACGUACAUCACCAGGCCACAGCUGAACUGCUCCAGGGUUUUAUCUCCCGGUCAGGCUCAGGCCUCACAGCCCCCUGCCGCCUCACCCCACUGGCUGCUGUGUGCUGAGGACUGGCUCCUUCCAGUUGCACACAGGCCAUGUGUUGCAUACUCCUUCAGUAUGGAUGGAAGAGAUGCAGACUUUGUCAAGACUGUGACUGGGCUCGGAUGUGAGGUGCACAGGUUUGAUCCCAGCAACUCCAAUACAGCUAAUGGUCACCUUAGCAACAGUUUGGCUAGUAACCACAGCGACAGAGGUGUGGUCAGCCAGCACAAGAUGUGGCUGGAGUGGCGUGCUCCAAGGAGGCGCAAGCGCAAGGCAAGAGGCAACCUGGGUAGUGUCUCGCAAACACUGGCAGACAUCAUGGCAGCUCUCGGACAUCACACUGUUCACUUUAUGUUCGCCGACCUGCUCAGCGCAGAGUGGCGAGUUUUCCAGAACUGGAUUGAGUCAGGAAGUCUGCAGAGUGUCCAUCAUCUGGUCGCCACAGUGCAUCUGCAAUGGGCAGGGUUUGAGGUGGGAGGAACCGAUGAGGAGGUGCUGUGCUAUUGGUUCAGCAUCCUGCAGGGCCUGAGAGCUUCUGGCCUGAAGCUGGUCCACAGCUCUGCAGGAGAUGGUCACAGUGUCCUGAAGCGGACUGUGGGCGACGCUCACAGCUCUUACACACUGAGCUGGGUCAACACAAGACAUUAACACACACACAUGAACGUGUACAGGUGUACACAUGUGACUACACAAGAUGCAUGGCCUCAAAUGAGUUUCCUACAAUGAACUCCCCCACCCCCCUUUCAUUUCAGGCUCACACAUUUCUUAACAUGACAUCGCCCUCUUGUGGAGAGGAAUGGACGUUUCUUUCUGUGACUCCACCCUCAGAGGGAGAUACUGCUGUGUCUGUACAUACACUGGCUAAUUUGACCAAAUAUGGAGAAGAAGGAGGUUUUCAUGAUAUAACCUGGCAACAGCAUAGUGAUGUAAUAAUUACAGAUUCAUUUCUGUCUGACGUGCACAUUUUCAUUUCUUUUUUGUCCUCGUUAUUUUUAUGUAUUUGAACCAUAGAUAUUUUGAUGAUGUAGUAUUUUAUGAAUAUCAUAUUCAUACUAUAAUUAUUCAGUGCAAUCCCUUUUGCAGUUUUUGGCUCCAGCAGUGGUUUGAACAUAGAUUGUGUGCAUCUGUGUAGGCCUUUGAAAGCUUUUAUAUGUGCAAUAAUUGUUUACAUUGAAGAGAGGCUUUGGUUAUAUUAAGACUGAUUGUCCCUGCUGUAAAAUAUAUGGAAAUUCUUCUAUGAAACUGAUGUAUUGUUUGCACUGUGCUGUACAACAAAAAAGAUGUGUCACAAAUGUGGUUUUAUACAGCAGUAAAAA
Molecule: messenger RNA, 1832 nt
Organism: Limanda limanda (common dab)
Lineage: Eukaryota; Metazoa; Chordata; Actinopteri; Pleuronectiformes; Pleuronectidae
Product: probable methyltransferase-like protein 24
Exons: 5
Coding region: 1-1164 (387 amino acids)
Source: RefSeq, a predicted model, not a curated record